Messenger RNA from Phragmites australis (common reed), 2380 nucleotides. RefSeq names its product heterogeneous nuclear ribonucleoprotein 1-like. Gene Ontology annotation, molecular function: RNA binding. The transcript is spliced from 4 exons. The record is from RefSeq and is a predicted model, not a curated record. The coding region runs from base 355 to 1743 and encodes 462 amino acids. Lineage: Eukaryota; Viridiplantae; Streptophyta; Magnoliopsida; Poales; Poaceae.
ACACAGCUAUAUAUAAGACUCACAGGACAUCUUAAAAAGCAGAGGAAUAGCAGAAAAAUAAAUGAUAAAAAGGAAGGAGAGAGAGAGAGAUAUAGAAUAGAGAGAGACACAACAGGAAGAGGAGAACAGGAGGAGGUGGUGGUGUGGCCUGAGGUUGCCAUGCCUCCCCCAAGAUCCUAGACGCCAGCUCGAACGCGACUCUUCCUCGGUUUAAUCGGUGCGCCCCUGAAUUCCACGAUCUUCCCCGGCACUGCCGUCCCAAACUCCGCCCCAUUUGCUGCCCAAUUGCAGCUGUUCGAUCGGUUUUUGGAGCCGGGCAUUCCUGCGUGGGAGGCGACGGCAGCGCAGCGGGAGAUGGAGGCGGACGCCGGGAAGCUGUUCAUCGGCGGCAUCUCGUGGGACACCAACGAGGAACGCCUCCGGGAGUAUUUUGAUAAGUACGGGGAGGUGGUUGAGGCCGUCAUCAUGCGUGACCGGGCCACCGGCCGCGCCCGGGGCUUCGGAUUCAUCGUGUUCGCAGACCCCGCCGUCGCGGAGCGGGUCAUCAUGGAGAAGCAUAUGAUCGACGGGCGCAUGGUGGAGGCAAAGAAAGCUGUUCCUAGGGACGAUCAGCAUGCACUUAGCAAGAGCGGUGGCAGUGCUCAUGGAUCACCGGGCCCCAGUCGUACCAAGAAGAUAUUCGUCGGCGGUCUCGCUUCCACCGUGACAGAAGCAGACUUCAGAAAGUAUUUUGAGCAGUUUGGGACGAUCACUGAUGUUGUCGUGAUGUAUGAUCACAACACGCAGCGACCUAGAGGCUUUGGGUUCAUCACGUACGAUUCAGAAGAUGCUGUGGACAAGGCAUUGUUCAAGACCUUCCAUGAACUGAAGGGUAAGAUGGUUGAGGUCAAGCGUGCUGUUCCUAAGGAACUAUCGCCUGGACCUAGCAUGCGCUCUCCUGUCGGUGGAUUCAACUAUGUCAUGGGUAGGACCAAUAGUUUCCUUAAUGGAUAUACGCAAGGUUACAAUCCGAGCCCAGUAGGUGGCUAUGGAAUGAGGAUGGAUGCAAGAUUUGGGCUUCUAUCAGGUGGUCGCAGUAGUUAUCCUUCUUUUGGUGGUGGUUAUGGAAUUGGUAUGAAUUUUGACCCAGGGAUGAACCCAGCUAUUGGAGGUGGCUCUAGCUUCAACAAUAGUCUCCAGUAUGGACGGCAGCUUAAUCCAUACUACAGUGCCAACUCAGGUAGAUACAAUAGCAAUGUUAGCUAUGGUGGAGUCAACGAUAAUAAUGGUUCAGUGUUUAACUCGUUGGCUCGUAAUCUAUGGGGUAAUUCGGGGCUUAAUUACUCUUCCAACUCCGCAAGCUCUAAUACCUUUGUGUCAUCUGGAAAUGGGGGCCUUAGUGGAAUUGGGAACAGCAAUGUGAACUGGGGAAACCCUCCUGUGCCUGCUCAAGGUGCUAGCAGUGGCUCCGGCUAUGGUAGUGGGAACUUUGGUUAUGGAUCCAGUGAAAACAACUUUGGUCUGGGUUCCAGUGCUUAUGGAAGGAAUUCUGGAUCAGGUGGUGUCAAUACUUUCAACCAAUCAGCCAAUGGAUAUGCAAGGAACUUUGGAGAUGCCUCAGGAGGUGGUGGCUCCAUCUAUGGAGACACAACUUGGAGAUCUGCAUCUUCUGAGCUUGAUGGAACCAGCCCAUUUGGUUAUGGGCUUGGGAAUUCAGCAUCAGAUGUUACAGCAAAGAGCUCAGCAGGUUACUUGGGGCAUUGACUGAUAGAGGAAUGAAGCUGCCUAGGAAUCUUUCAUUCACAUACAACAUUUAUCAUAAUAGGUUGAGGAGAGGACUGGAUGUGCAUCAGGUGCAAAUUUUGAACCUCACAUGAUUCACAAAUAUGGGUUAGUUGAUAGAGCUAACCAGGGGAGGUGGUCGAUGCGAUCAGAUAUAUAUCCUCGGAGGAUCUUUUAAACGUAUUUGCAUUCUAUGUAAGGUUUGAGAUUGUGGUUUCGGAUUUCUACAGUGAGUUUAGAUUUUGGCAACCUUGGUUUUUUUUGGAUGAUUAGAUGUGAAGUAAGAUUGCGGGAUAUAUAUAUAUCUGAAGAGUGUUCAGUUGUACUGUGGGCUGCCCCCAUAUAGACCCCCGCCCCCGGUUGGGUUUUUGUUGGUAUAGUAGAAAAAUGCUCUAGCGUCCUUCGAAUCGUGUGCUAGCUGUUGUUAUCAGGAUGCUAAAAUUUUUCCCCUUGGUUUUUUUUUAAUCUCAUUAUCUUACUGAAGUGUAUGUACCAGAUGUCUGGUCUGUGUUUUUCCUAGUGCAACUUUUGAGGGGAUGCCCCUUCUGGGUCCCAAAGAAUAAUAAUGCUACAUUAUAUUCUAAUUCAUUUUGAGGCUUUUUCCAAGGCUAUUUUUGAA